Messenger RNA from Lytechinus variegatus (green sea urchin), 3145 nucleotides. Its product is annotated as RNA polymerase II degradation factor 1-like. Gene Ontology annotation, molecular function: transcription coregulator activity; transcription factor binding. Lineage: Eukaryota; Metazoa; Echinodermata; Echinoidea; Temnopleuroida; Toxopneustidae. The coding region runs from base 450 to 2603 and encodes 717 amino acids. The transcript has 8 exons. The record is from RefSeq and is a predicted model, not a curated record. Gene Ontology annotation, biological process: negative regulation of DNA-templated transcription. Gene Ontology annotation, cellular component: nucleus.
GUCACGUCACACGACCCCACGCAUACUGCGAUAGGAAUACGAGGGUGGGGAAACGCCAUUCCUCUUGGACUCUUUUGGACAGAUUUUAGUGAUAAAAAGUUAAUUUCUUCACCAGAGAAGCUUUGAACUGACAUGGGAGAGAUUCUGGAGGUGACCCAGCAAUUUUGAGUUCUGUUCUAAUCAUAUAAUCUGUGUUGUUUUAGGUGGUUUCUGGUAGUGUCGGGGUGACACUUCGUAUGCCAAAUAUCUACGACACACAGUCACACACUGUACGCCAUACAAAAAGCGAUUUGUGCAUGCAGUACACAGGACUCGGUGUAUGAUAGAAUGUGAAUACUGUGUGUGCGAACAAUCAUCUGAGCUGAGUGAGAGCUAAACCAGUCAGACUGGAACCGAACAAGACACUUACAAGAGCCAGCAUAAAGAGGAACCAGGACAAACCAGAUAUUAUGGCAGAAAGUCGACGCACGUCCAUGCCCCAGACCCUAAGUGAACUCCAGCUCUAUCGAGUCUUAGACCGGGCCAAUCUCCUCCCUUACUAUGCCAACUUCAUCCUUCAGGGUGGAGAUGACGUUCAGCAGCUCUGUGAGGCAGGAGAGGAUGAGUUUUUAGAGAUCAUGUCUUUGGUCGGGAUGGGAAGCAAACCCCUCCAUGUUAGACGUCUGCAAAAGGCACUGCAGGAGUGGGUUGCAAAUCCAGCAGCUUUUCAGGAACCGCUAGCAUCUCAGUCAACCCAUCCAGGUCAGAUGUCUGGUAUUGACGUCCCUCUAGCUGUCAACCUCCCAUCCCAUGGUCAUCACUCCUCAGGAAGAUGGCAGCAUGGGAACGCAUCCACAUCAUCCUCACCGGGUCAUCCGUCUACCACCAGUGCCACACCAAGUCGCAUAUCACCAGGAACCUCCCACCAAAUAUCUACCACCACCCCACCCAGCUUCCGCCCCAUUGGGAACCUGUCAUCCCCUUCCCCUGCUGUCUUCAACGCAGCCCCAAUCGCUCGCUCGGACAACCCGGUCCUGAGCAGGGAGAUUGUCGAGAACAUCCGGGCUUCGGCGGAGAAUGUUGUUCACUCGGAAGGACUGUCUCCAAUGCCUCUUAACAAGAAGGUCACGAGGGAAGUUGAGUACAUCCUUAGUAUGUCUCCAGAUCACCCAAGCAGGAUGGAUGAGAUACGCAAGUGGUCAAGCAUCUAUGGCAGAUUUGACUCCAAGCGUAAGCUGGAAAAACCUCUCACAUUACAUGAAGUAACCGUCAAUGAAGCAGCCUCCCAGCUGUGCAAUCUUGAUCCUCAUCUGAUCUUACAGAGAGAGAAACUCUUUCCUCUAGCCAGACAAGUGGUCAGAGACAGUGGUUACCAGUAUAAACAUGGACAGUCAAGAUCAUCAAAAGGCAAGUCCAAGGGCGAAUCCAAAAGCAAGAGAGCAAAGAUUAACAACGAUCCGGAUCUAAACCCAAACCCGCGGACGGUUCAUGCAGAGAUUAUGAAGAUCAGGAGAGAGGAGAGGUUGAACGAGAUCACAACGCUGUUGAGCAACAUCAAAACCCAACAGUACGACCUGAAGGCCAAGAUAUCCAUCGGCAAAGCAGAGGACAAUCUUCAGAAGGUCUACGAUCUACAGUUAGAGUUGGAGAAACUGACCACCCAACAGCUGGCCUACAUGACGGAGCAGACAGACCUGAUCAAGAAACAGAAGCGAUCAGACAGGUAUUACGUUGCUAAAGCAAAAGCUGAAGGAAGGGAUGAAGAUGACGAAGAAGAGGAUAUUUUACAUGAAGGUUCAAACAACAUCUUGCAGGACGACCAACAACAGCAUCAGUCUCAGCAUCAACAACAACAACAACAGCAACAACACCAACAAACACAACAGCAACAGUCACAGCAGCAACAACAGUCACAACAACAGCAACAGAUGCCUCCACAGCAUAUGACCUCACAACCAGGACAACAACAUCCUGGUCGUAGGUCAAAGUGCUCCUCGCCACAUGUUGAUCAAGGAGAGCAACACAGCACUGACAACACCAACAACCAACAACAAAGACAACAGCAGCAACAACAACAACAGCACUACAACUCUGCAUCAAGGACUGAUGAUAACGACGCACAAACCGAAUCCUGUGGACACAUGCAAAGACAGAUGAGCAGUGGUCAGUCAGUUGGCCAACAAGGUAGGAGGGGUAAGAAUCAGCAUAGUGGUCAUUCUGGUGGUCACUUGGGUAGUCAGACCAGGGGAUCUGGUCAGCAACAUCAACAGCAACAAGGGAGUGGGGAGCAACACUACAACAACCCUACCACCAAUCCAAACAACACUCUAUCCGGCAAUCAGUACAACCACAUCUCUACUACCCACCAGCAGCAUCCAGGUCCUGAUGAUGUCGUCCACGCCGGUCUGCCAAAGAGGGCGGCAUUCAAGGCCCAACGCCAGAUGAUGCAGCACCUGUUAAUGGAUGAGGGGAUAAGAUUAGCACAGACGUUUGGAGGCUACCAUCAACCGCCGGUGACCUUAGUACCAAAUAUGCCUCAGAGUAGUCACUUCCAUCAUGGUGUUGUUGAACAACGUCAAGCAGUUAGCUCACCAUCACAGCCUAUGAGAGUCAUGCAACAUUAGCUUGUAUGAUUAUCAUUGACCUUCUUCUGCUCAACUUGCCAUGAUAUUGAGGCUCGACACAGCGGAUCAGCAGCAAAUCAGAUGGAACUUUGUGCUCGAGAGAUAAGACUGUAUGAUUUUCAUUUACCUGUGGUUUAUGCAUGUGCCAAAGUAAUGUGCCAUUAGUGACAAUCUUGAUAUCGAAAUGUUGUUCAUCUACCAACAACAAAUAGAAACGAUGACUGCUUUGAAAUUGUUCUUACAUCUUUAAAUUUUAUUGUACUAUAUUCAAUCAUGAAGAUGGUUGUGAAUUUAGAUCCAGAGUGUCUCUCUGCAUGAAGUUGUUACCUUCCAAGUCUAAUAUGAAAUAUGAAUGUUCAUGUUCUUUAUCUAUUACAGGGAAAUGAUAUUAGAUAAUACUUAAAAUCAGUUUGUCAUCACUUAAAGGAUGACAUACAUGUAUUGGUUAAGCAGCAUAGUCACACCACUUAAUGAGUUGAGGGAGAGUGAAAAUACUCUCAUUUAUUUCUUUUAAUAUAUAUAUAUACCGGUAUAUGUAAAAA